UAUAUAUAACAUCAUUUGAACCCUAGAAAACAGAAAAAGUUCGUUAUGAAAAUUUGUUUACAAACUCUAAUUUAAAGUUAUAAAAAUGGGAGUAAAAGAUCUUUGGAAUAUUUUAUCUCCUUUAUGCGAGAGAAAACCAUUAUUUGAACUUCAAGGAAAAACAAUAGCUAUUGACCUUAGUUGUUGGGUUGUAGAUAGUCAAACAAUAGUUGAUCAUUAUGUUCAACCAAAAAUGUAUCUUAGGAAUCUCUAUUUUCGUACAAUAUUUCUCCUUAUGCAAGGAAUAUCACCGGUAUUUGUGUUAGAAGGAAAAGCACCUGCACUGAAAUAUAAUACAAUUGCUAAAAGAAAUGAUAUUCGUUCUGGUUUUCAAGAGAAAAAAUUAAUUCAAAGAAAAGGAAGAACCCAAUUUAAAAAAAUCCUCAAUGAAUGCAAGGAAAUGCUUGAAUAUAUGGGUUUAGCAUGUGUGCAAGGACAUGGGGAAGCAGAAGCAAUGUGUGCAUAUUUAAAUGAAGAUGGACUUGUUGAUGGAUGUAUAAGCCAAGAUAGUGAUUGUUUUUUAUAUGGAGCAAAAGUAGUUUAUAGAAAUUUUUGUACAAGUGCCCAAGGAAAUCGUGGAGGUACAGGAGGUGCUGUAGAUGAAUAUAGACUAGAAAAAAUAGAGAAAGUAUUGCAACUAGGAAGGAAUAAGAUGAUAGUAUUAGCUUUAUUGUGUGGCUGUGACUAUGAUGAUGGAUUAAAUGGAAUUGGCAAGGAAGCUGCUAUGAAGCUUUUUAAAAUUGUAGAAAAUAAAGAUAUUAUUGAACGAAUAAAGAGUUGGAAAACUGAUACUACUUUAGAUCAUAAGGAAGCAGAAUUAUUGAAUUCAAACUUAUGUUCAUCUUGUGGACAUAAUGGUAAAAUUCAAAAACAUGCAAAAUCAGGUUGUAUAGAUUGUGGUACAGUUGUGAAGUGUAAUAAUUCUUAUAGGGGAAAAAAAGCAUUAUUAUUAAAUGAAAUUACAUUACGAAAAAAAGCACUUCUUGUUGAAAAUUUUCCAAAUCAGGAAUUAAUAGAUGAAUAUCUUCUUAGGAAAGAUCCAGUACCUAAGAAAAUAGAUAUUCAAUGGAAACAACCACGUGUGAAUGAAUUUAUAGCUUUCAUGGAACGACAUUUAUCAUGGGAACCACAUUAUGCAUUUGAAAAAAUAUUUCCUUUAGCAACUCGCUGGCAAUUAGUACAUCUUCCAAAUAUCUCUGCUGAAAAUCGUUUAGUAAUACCUGAUUUAUACAUACCUAGAAUAAAAAAAAUUCGAAAUAUUAGGAGUGUUGCGAGUUAUGAAAUUAUUUGGAAAACUGAUCAUACUAUAAUAGAAAAAAUUAAAGAAUAUAUGGCAUUAGAUAAUGAAAGUGAUGAGAUUAAUAUAGAUAUUUUAUCUGAAUUAACAAGUAUUGAACCACAGAAUGCUGUACAGAAAUGUUAUCCAGAAUUAGUUGAAAUAUUUGAAAAUGCAAGAAAUGCGAAGAAAAUAAAAAAGCGUCAACCUAAAAGUAAAGUGAAAAAUAUUACAGAUGGUAAUGAUGGUAAACGUAAAGCAGAAAAAAGACGUCAGAAAAAAACUGAAAAAUUAUUAACAAAUGCAGAAAAUAAUAGAAAAAUUGAUGAUUUCAUUAUGAAAGAUAAUCCUAUAUCAUUAGAAGAAUCUUUAAGAAGGAUGAGUAUUACACCAAAAAGAUCUAAAAUAUUAGAUUGUUCACAAGAAAAAAAAAGUCAGGAAAAGAAUGAUAAAAUAAAACGUGGUCCACAAUUUAAUAAAAUAUUGCAGUUAGAAAACAUGAAUCCAAAAUUAAAUAAUACGUUGGAUAAGAUGUUUAAUGAACUUUCGCCAGAUGAUUUCAUGAGUGAUAAUGAUCAUGAUUUAAACAUGUCAGAAAUAAUCGAUAAUAUAUGUAGUCGAAAAAUUUUUCAAUAUAAUGUUAAAGAAGAUAUGCAUAUAGAUGAAAAUAAUUUAUGUGAAAAAGAUGCUGAAAUUUUAAAAACAAUUGAUAACGUAAAUAAUUUUCAAUCGAAAUUUAACGAAUAUUCAAAAAAUAAUGUAAAUUGUGAUCAAAUAGAUGAAUUUGCCGAUAUAAAUGAAUCUUAUAUUCCUCUUAAUCAAAGAAUAAAUUACAAAGAAACAAUAUUUCAAAAUACUUCUACACCAAUAAAUGCUAAAUUUAGUCUUGGAUUUGAUGCUCUCAUGGAUGAUACUGAUCCGAAAAAUCAAUUUGUCACGUAGUAUAUAGUAUCACAUCUUUGUGCAAUUGAUGUCCAUUCAUAUAUAUUAAAAUAAUUUCAUAAUAUUGUGUAAUAAAAUAAUUCUUUAUCAAUCGUCGAUUCACAAUUGAUCAUUGCACUUAUUUCUAUAUAUUAUGUACGAUGUAAAGAACAUUGUCAAAAAUAUACAAACGUAUAUAUAUACGUGUAUCCAACAUGAUAGUAAAAUAUGGAAAAAUGAAAGUAUGGAAAAAUCUUGUUAUAUAAUGAAUAAUCGAAUUGUUUUUUUCUUUAUUUCUUCGAUAGUUAAUUUCCUAAUGAAGAAUUUUGAUCCUGUUCAUUCUGUAUUUUAAAUCGAUCGAUUUAAAUCGAGUUUAUUAAAUUACUUUAUUGAACUUUAUUGAAUUCUGAACUGUUCUUCUAUUUUCUAAAAAAUAUAUAUAUAAAAUAAAAAUUAAGACUAUUAGAUAUAAGCAUUCUUGAUAGGUACAUUGCAAUCAAUAUCUUGUUAUUCACUUGAUCAAUUAACCGAAAACAGUAAACUAUUGGAACUUAAAAUAAAAGCAUUUAUGUACGUGAGGCAUUAUAAUUAUAAUUUAAGAAAGUAUUUUAUAUUUUUGGAUAACUAACUUGUUACUAUCUUGUAUAUUGUCUUCUGGAAAAAAUAU
This is a messenger RNA of Apis florea (little honeybee), 2903 nucleotides long. RefSeq names its product XPG-like endonuclease (gene Gen). Gene Ontology annotation, molecular function: 5'-flap endonuclease activity; four-way junction DNA binding. The record is from RefSeq and is a predicted model, not a curated record. Lineage: Eukaryota; Metazoa; Arthropoda; Insecta; Hymenoptera; Apidae.